Molecule: messenger RNA, 1439 nt
Organism: Trifolium pratense (red clover)
Lineage: Eukaryota; Viridiplantae; Streptophyta; Magnoliopsida; Fabales; Fabaceae
Product: elongator complex protein 4
Exons: 9
Coding region: 242-1321 (359 amino acids)
Biological process (GO): tRNA wobble uridine modification
Cellular component (GO): elongator holoenzyme complex; cytoplasm; transcription elongation factor complex
Source: RefSeq, a predicted model, not a curated record
AUCAAAAUGUAAAGGCCCAGUUUCUAAAAGAAAGAAAAAAAAGUAAAGAAAAAGAAGAGUACCCUUGCGUGGGAACCACCACUAGAAACGUGACACCACCACCAGUCUACCACCAUCACCACCAUCAGUCGACCAAGCGACCGACGGCCAGCCACCCAUAAUCGGCGCCGCCCUACUCCUCCUAUUCUCAGAAACUCAGUCUCCAUUGAAGUUGAAACAAAGGUCUCAUCGUGACUAUUGAAUGGCUGCAACAAGGACUAGAGGUAGUAGUUUUUCUCGUAAUGUGUCGACUGUAACAUCUCAGAAUUCGGGACUCAAGCAUGGCCCUAAUGGGACAACAUUCCUAUCGUCUGGGAUUCCAGAUCUCGACAAGAUUUUAGGUGGCGGUUAUACUCUUGGUAGCCUUGUCAUGAUUAUGGAAGAUGCAGAAGCACCUCAUCAUAUGCUUCUAUUGAGAAAUUUUAUGUCUCAGGGACUAAUACAUAAACAUCCACUCUUGUAUGCUAGUGCUUCUAGAGACCCUAAAGGCUUUCUUGGUACUUUGCCUGCUCCCGCGUCAGCUAAAGAGGAUAAAACUCGAGAUCUUACCAAUGAAAAGGAUUUGAGAAUUGCUUGGCAAUACAAGAAGUACUUUGAUCCUCAGUUAAAUAUCAGCUCUAAUAAUGGUGCUCAGCAAGAUUAUUGCAAUGAUUUAGAUUUGCGGAAGCCUCUGGAUAGACAUUUUUAUAGUGGCAUGAAUGUAGGUUGUGUUAGCAUCCAAGAUUCUCCAGACCUUGCUUCUCUUCAAGAUCAGUGUGCUAAAUUUCUAUCUCAAUUCUCAAGAAAUGAAGCAAAUAUUUCCUCUGCUGGCCGUAUUGCAAUUCAAUCAUUCUGUUCUCCACAAUGCAAAUUUGCAAACAUGGAGUGGCAUAUGCUAUCCUUUAUUAGGUCCCUAAAAGCCAUGGCCCGGUCUUCAAAUGCUGUUGUUCUUGUAUCAUUUCCACCUUCACUUCUUUCUCCAUCUUGUUCAAAAAGAUUGCAACACAUGGCGGACACCUUGCUUUCUGUCAGAGCAAUUCCAGACGAGGACAAGGAAAUGGCAAAACUCCUCACUGGUUACCAAGACAUGGUUGGACUUCUUAAUGUACAUAAAGUUGCACGGUUAAAUACACAGGUUCCCGUGAUUCUCGAGACCACAACAUUCUCAAUAAAAUUGCACAAAAGGAGAUAUUUGGUUCUAGAAUGUCUAAAUCAAGCCCCAGUUGAUGGUUCAAGUGGGAGUUCAUAUAACACAUCUGGCAGUUGCUCUGGGUCAACUAAAGCUGGGUCACUUGAUUUUUAGAAUACACCUUAUUUAUUACUUUAGUUUUUGUAGCAAUAGUUAGUCUGGCUCAAGAUAUUUUGAUAAUCAAGGAAUUUAAAUGAAAUUUUAUACCAGUAUUUGUCAAUUGAUUGCUCAA